CUAAGGACUGCAUUUCCAGUAAAAGGAAACUAGUAAUGUGAUUCUACACGAGAACACUCAGGAAGUUUUGAAAUCAGUCAAACAGAGUGAACAAAAAGCCAGACCAGAGCCUUCUGAUAGAGAAGUGAUGCUUGGGGCUGGAACUGUCUGCACCAUGAACAGUGUCAUGGCCCUGGCUAUCAUCUGGACCAUGGCAGCACAUGCUGAAACAGACAAGCCUCUUGGAGAGCCUGCUAAGACUGGAUUUCAAAAAUGCAAGGAUGCCUUGAAACUACCUGUCUUAGAGGUCCUACCUGGAGGUGGCUGGGAUAAUCUGAGAAAUACAGACAUGGGAUGGGUGAUGGACUUGACAUACACCAACUGUAAGACCACAGAGGAUGGACAGUACAUCAUUCCUGAUGAAGUCUUUACCAUUCCUCAGAAAGAGAGCAAUCUGGAGAUGAACUCAGAAAUCCUGGAUUCCUGGGUGAAUUACCAGAGCACCACCUCGUUUUCCAUCAACACAGAACUCUCCCUUUUCUCCAAAGUCAAUGGCAAAUUCUCUACGGAGUUCCAAAGGAUGAAGACCCUUCAAGUGAAGGACCAAGCUGUAACCACCAGGGUUCAGGUAAGAAACCUGGUCUAUACAGUCAAAAACAGCCCAACUUCAGAACUCAGCUUGGGGUUUAUGAAGGCACUUAUGGACAUCUGUGACCAGCUAGAGAAAAAUCAGACAAAGAUGGCCACCUACCUGGCAGAACUGUUGGUCCUCAAUUAUGGCACACAUGUAAUCACUACUGUGGAUGCUGGGGCUGCACUAGUUCAGGAGGACCACAUAAGGUCCUCCUUCCUCCUGGACAACCAGAACAGCCAGAACACAGUGACUGCCUCUGCUGGGAUUGCCUUCUUCAACAUCGUGAACUUCAAACUUGAGGCAGACUAUACUUCCCAGAAUGCUUUGAGCAAGAGCUAUCUUUCUAACCGAACCAACUCAAGGGUACAGGGCAUGGGUGGGGUUCCAUUCUACCCAGGCAUCACCUUAGAAACCUGGCAGAAGGGCAUCGGUAACCACCUGGUGGCAAUAGACCGUGCUGGUUUGCCUCUGCAUUUCUUCAUCAAGCCUGACAAGCUGCCUGGCUUGCCAGGUCCCUUGGUGAAGAAGUUGUCGAAGACAGUGGAAACUGCAGUGAGACACUAUUAUACUUUUAACACCCACCCUGGCUGCACAAAUGUAGAUUCCCCUAACUUCAAUUUUCAAGCCAAUAUGGAUGACGGCUCAUGUGAUGAGAAAGUAACCAACUUCACUUUUGGUGGAGUUUACCAGGCAUGCACUGAACUGUCGGGGGAUGUUCUUUGCCAAAACCUAGAGCAGAAGAAUCUGCUCACUGGUGAUUUCUCUUGUCCCUCUGGCUACUCUCCUGUCCAUUUGCUUUCUCAGACCCAUGAGGAGGGUUACAGUCGCCUGGAAUGUAAAAAGAAAUGCACCCUCAAAAUCUUCUGCAAGACAGUGUGUGAAGAUGUCUUCCGAGUGGCCAGGGCUGAAUUCAGGGCUUACUGGUGUGCAGCAACUGGCCAGGUACCUGAAAACUCAGGACUUCUCUUUGGGGGAGUCUUCACUGACAAGAGCAUCAACCCCAUGACAAAUGCACAGUCAUGCCCAGCUGGCUACAUUCCACUGAGGCUGUUUGAGAACCUCAAGGUAUGCGUUUCUCUGGAUUAUGAGUUGGGGUACAGGUUUUCAGUCCCCUUUGGUGGAUUCUUUAGCUGUAUAAUGGGUAACCCCUUGGUUGAUUCUAAUACAUCCAAAGACAUAGGAGCACCAUCUCUGAAAAAGUGUCCUGGGGGUUUCAGCCAACACCUAGCGGUUAUCAGUGAUGGAUGCCAAGUGUCCUACUGUGUCAAGGCUGGGAUCUUUACUGGAGGGUCUCUGCUCCCUGUAAGGCUCCCACCUUACACCAAACCACCCCUCAUGAGCCAAGCUGCCACAAACACUGUCAUAGUGACCAGUAGUGAGACUGCCAGAUCCUGGAUUAAAGACCCCCAAACCAACCAGUGGAAGCUGGGAGAGCCACUGGAGCUGCGUAGAGCCAUGACAGUCAUCCAUGGGGACAGCAGUGGUAUGUCAGGAGGAGAAGCAGCUGUAAUCACUUUGGGAGUCAUCAUGGCACUUGGGGUUGUCAUUGCCUUGGCCAUCUACAGUACCAGGAAGUACAAGAAGAAGGAAUACCAGGCAAUUGAGGAGCGAGAGAGUUUGGUUGGAAAUUUAGCAACAGAUGCAUCACCAGCCUCUAACGGAGAACAGGAUCCAAGUCCAGCCUAAUUGUCUCCAAAGGAAACAGUCUCUGCCAUUUCAAGCCACAGCUUCAAGCACACUUUUCGCACAUUCCUAAGUACUGAAGUGACAGUUGCAACAGAAAGCAGGUAUUACAGCUGUGGGACUUCUUGUUUAGGCCUCUGCACCAGGAAAUUAAAGGGACUGUUUAAGGAGGUGUGUGUGGGGGGGCGGUGAUUCAGUCAGGAAAAGCUGGACUGGGACCAAGGCAUGAAGGGAGUGUGCAUCCAUUCUCAUACCUGUCUUUACCUGAAUGCAUGUGUAUGAAAAGAGAUGUGGAGACUGCAUUUGGGUGGAGAUUAGGGAUUUAGUCUGAAGUCAAAAGGUUUUCCAGUUUGUGAGCAGGAGGGGUUUGUGCUCUAGGUACCUUAUUACUUCCAUUUUGCUUGUAAAGAAGCUCUCUGGGUUUCAUAAACCAAGAAGCAGACAUGACCCUAAAAUGCCACAGGAAGCCUACACAGCCACUACCCUUUAACUCUAAGGACUCUGUCUUGCUUUACAGGGUUUCCUCUCCUGGAGUCAUCUCACAGGCAUGCAAAGGGCUUAUACAACCUCCAUUUUCCCCAACUGCCCCACAAUUAGCACUUAGUUUAGAUCAGUCUUGGGUUUUUGAACAGUGUUAAGUUCUCAGAAAAUAUUUUAACUUACAUUCUUCUGUUAGGGGAUGAGGGGUGAAGGAACUGUAGGGAAACAAAUAAGAAAUUAAGGAUAAAACCUGGGGUUCUGGAGACAAUGCUACUAUUCCAGAAUUGAAUUCUUAAUCUGUCAACUAAUAGUAUUAUAAAUAAGAACUGAGUGGAGCUGCAUUUUGGAAAGACCAAGCAUUAUAGUUUCAUGUUUAUGUUUCAAAUAUAUAACCCCUUCCUCUCUCCCCCUUCAUCUUUCCUCUCUCUCUAGCCUUCAUCCUUCCCUCUCCUUCAUCCUUCCUAUUUCUUUCUCCUUCCUGUCUUCUUAUCAUGAGUGUGAGUACAGUCACAUAAACAUUCCCUAUAUUCCAACAAGAAACUUUCAUUUUCCUGGUGGUGAAAAAAAAUGCAAAAGUCAAAAUAAGCCUCUAUUUAAGUAUCAUUUCUUUCCUAAAACCAAAACUACACAGAAACACCCUCUUCUGUCCCUUUAGGCUUUUCUGGUUUUCACUGCUAGAAACAGGGUUGAUGUGACAAAAAGUUAUGUCACUAAGUUAACUGGAAAAGGCAUCCAGAACUACCUGAGACAUUUAUUUCAAUUACAAAAUGAAUUUCACGGGGCAUCUGUCAGGAUACAUGAUUGACACCUGGCAGUAGUUGGGGUUUCACUCAAUUUUAAUAUCUGAUUUAAUUCUCUGCAACAUAGACAUUCCUCCACAGCUGCUUUAGAAAUUAUGUAUCUAUUCACCAUAGGACACCACCAGUGGGCUAUCAUGUAUGGAAGAUAAUGUGUUCUCUCCGUAAUGUUGACAAUCAGGGCAAACAGUAGGCCCUUCUGAAGAGCUUCAAGUGUCUCAGCCUUUGGGAAUGUGGGGAGAAUUACUCAUCCAAUUCCAGCUGAGAUACAGAGGAGUGAACAACUGAGUUUGAACUACUACUGCCCUACUGCUCAGCCAAGGUGAAGGAGGCUUCCUUCACCAAACCUGCCCGUUUCAGUAUUAAAAUGUUCACUGUGGGCUCUGAGUGAAUUCUGUACGUUUCAGUCAAGCUAAUAACUUUCUUUUUCUUUAAUGUAUCCAACAGCCAGUUUUAUUUUAUGUAUGGAUAAGUAUACUACCACAUCAUCUUUGUGGGGAGUUUGCCAGUUAUUUUUAACUUUUUGAAAAUGUAUUCUAUGUGUCUUUUACAUCAUGAUAGCUUGAUCCCAUUCAUUUCUCCAACCCUUUGCCCUCAGCUCCUGUACCCCCACCCAAAAUAAAACAAGAUUUAAAAGAAAACAAGAAAAUCAAUUAAAGCGCUUGUCAUGAAAGCUGCAAUGUGACACCAUGAGUCAGACAGUAAAUCCCUUUGUCUAUGUAACUUUACUUGUAAGUGUUUAUUGGAAAGAGUCAUUGCCUGGUUCUUGGCUUGCCCCAACAUCCACCCCAUCUCUGACCUGCUAGAGCAUGUAAAUUGACCUGACCUACAGACCCAAAGCUGCAGCAUCUCAACACAGGGCAACAACAGGAUAUGCAAGAAGACUCCUAGUGAGGGCCCAGCAUCGAUAGUGUAGCAGAAACCAGAGGCCUCAAAACAGCUUUUCCUGUGUAAAUUCUCUAUAAGAAUUCCCGAGUCUACAAAGCAAGGCACAGGAGGCUCCUAGACCUUACUGCACAAACUUCCUAAUGAAAUUUUAAAAAUUUGUUCCAUAAACAUGUAGUUCUACUAACAAAAAUGUGUGUAAAUAUACAUUAAAAUGUGUACUCAGCAA
Phodopus roborovskii (desert hamster) is the source of this 4687-nucleotide messenger RNA. RefSeq names its product macrophage-expressed gene 1 protein. NCBI's taxonomy places the organism in Eukaryota, Metazoa, Chordata, Mammalia, Rodentia, Cricetidae. Gene Ontology annotation, biological process: defense response to bacterium. The coding region runs from base 128 to 2299 and encodes 723 amino acids. The transcript is spliced from 2 exons. The record is from RefSeq and is a predicted model, not a curated record.